AUGGAUGAGCGACCCUAUUCAUGUCCAAAGUGUGGAAAAUGUUUCAUUCGCAAAGGACACCUUGUUAUACACCAGAGAAUUCACACAGGUGAACGUCCUUAUUCAUGUUUAGAGUGCGGGAAAUCAUUCAUUCAAAAAGGAGACCUUGUUCUACACCAGAGAAUUCACACAGGUGAACGUCCUUAUUCAUGUUUAGAGUGCGGGAAAUCAUUCAUUCAAAAAGGAGACCUUGUUCUACACCAGAGAAUUCACACAGGUGUGCAACCUUAUUUAUGUUUAGUGUGCGGGAAAUCAUUCUCUCAUAAAGGAGCCCUUGUUAAACACCAGAGAAUUCACACUGGUGAGCGUCCUUAUUCAUGUUCAGAGUGCGGGAAAUCAUUCACUGAAAAAGGAGAACUUGUUACACACCAGAGAAUUCACACUGGUGAGCAUCCUUAUUCAUGUUCAGAGUGCGGGAAAUAUUUCACUCGGAAAGCAACCCUUGUUAUACACCAGAGAAUUCAUACUGGUGAGCAUCCUUAUUCAUGUUCAGAGUGCGGUAAAUCAUUCACUGAGAAAACAUACCUUGUUAUACAUCAGAGAAUUCACACUGAUGAGCGUCCUCAUUCGUGUUCAGAGUGCGGGAAAUAUUUCACUAAGAAAGGAGACCUUGUUAUACACCAGAGAAUUCACACUGGUGAGUGUCCUUAUUCAUGUUCAGAGUGCGGGAAAUGUUUCACUCGGAAAGCAACCCUUGUUAUGCACCAGAGAAUUCACACUGGUGAGCGUCCUUAUUCAUGUUCAGAGUGCGGGAAAUCGUUCUCUCAUAAAGGAGCCCUUGUUAAACACCAGAGAAUUCACACUGGUGAGCGUCCUUAUUCAUGUUCAGAGUGCGGGAAAUCAUUCACUGAGAAAAGAUACCUUGUUAUACACCAGAUAAUUCACACUGAUGAGCGUCCUCAAUCAUGUUCAGAGUGCGGGAAAUCAUUCACUGAGAAAAGAUACCUUGUUAUACACCAGAGAAUUCACACUGGUGAGCGUCCUUAUUCAUGUUCAGAGUGCGGGAAAUCUUUCACUCGGAAACAAACCCUUGUUAACCACCAUAAAAUUCACACAGGUGAGCGUCCUUAUUCAUGUUCAGAGUGCGGGAAAUCUUUCACUGAGAAAAAACACCUUGUUAGACACCAUAAAAUUCACACAGGUGAGCGUUCUUAUUCAUGUUCAGAGUGCGGGAAAUCUUUCACUGAGAAAGGAGUCCUUGUUAAACACCAGAGAAUUCACACUGGUGAGCGUCCUUAUUCAUGUUCAGAGUGCGGGAAAUCAUUCACUCAGAAAAAAUACCUUGUUAUACACCAGAGAAUUCACACGGGUGAGCGUCCUUAUUCAUGUUCAGAGUGCGGGAAAUCUUUCACUCAGAAAAGAUACCUUGUUAUACACCAGAGAAUUCACACACAUGAGCGUUCUUAUUCAUGUUGA
Molecule: messenger RNA, 1455 nt
Organism: Nanorana parkeri
Lineage: Eukaryota; Metazoa; Chordata; Amphibia; Anura; Dicroglossidae
Product: zinc finger protein 585A-like
Exons: 2
Coding region: 1-1455 (484 amino acids)
Biological process (GO): regulation of transcription by RNA polymerase II
Molecular function (GO): RNA polymerase II cis-regulatory region sequence-specific DNA binding; DNA-binding transcription factor activity
Source: RefSeq, a predicted model, not a curated record